This is a messenger RNA of Cheilinus undulatus (humphead wrasse), 1631 nucleotides long. RefSeq names its product ubiquitin recognition factor in ER associated degradation 1 (gene ufd1l). The record is from RefSeq and is a predicted model, not a curated record. NCBI's taxonomy places the organism in Eukaryota, Metazoa, Chordata, Actinopteri, Labriformes, Labridae. The transcript has 12 exons. Gene Ontology annotation, cellular component: VCP-NPL4-UFD1 AAA ATPase complex. The coding region runs from base 124 to 1062 and encodes 312 amino acids. Gene Ontology annotation, molecular function: polyubiquitin modification-dependent protein binding.
CCUGCUGUUAACUCAUACUUCCUGAAGAAGCAGACAACAACAGUGGGGAUUCACAUCACUUCGGUUUAAUUUUAAACACAAACAGACAUAGAUAUUUCAGUCGUUUAACUAACACAGAAUUAAAUGGUCGACAUGUUUUCCUUCCACGUAUUUGACCCAAUGACCCGGGGAUUUCAGAACCGGUUCUCCACUCAGUACCGCUGCUACUCGGUGUCCAUGUUGGCAGGUCCCAAUGACCGCUCUGACGUGGAGAAAGGAGGCAAAAUAAUAAUGCCACCUUCAGCUCUCGACCAGCUCAGCAGGCUUAAUAUCACAUAUCCAAUGCUGUUCAAGCUGACCAACAAGAACUCAGACAGACAGACGCACUGUGGUGUUCUGGAGUUUGUGGCAGAUGAGGGAAUCUGCUACCUGCCACACUGGAUGAUGCAGAAUCUCCUGCUGGAGGAAGGCGGUCUUGUUCAGGUGGAAAGUGUGAACCUCAUGGUGGCCACUUACUCAAAGUUUCAACCACAGAGUCCUGAUUUCCUAGACAUCACAAACCCCAAAGCAGUUCUAGAGAACGCUUUAAGAAACUUCGCCUGCCUGACAACCGGUGAUGUCAUCGCCAUCAACUACAAUGAAAAGAUUUAUGAGCUGCGAGUGAUGGAAACAAAGCCAGACAAAGCAGUAUCCAUCAUUGAGUGUGAUAUGAAUGUGGAUUUUGAUGCUCCUUUGGGUUACAAAGAGCCUGAACGUCGACCUCAGCACCAGGAAGAACCAACUGAGGAAGAAGGGGAUCCCAGCAGUUAUGCUGACAUGGACAUGGGUUUCAGAGCUUUCACUGGCUCUGGUAAUCGUUUGGAUGGUAAGACAAAAGGGAUCGAGCCCAGCCCUGCUCCUCUUGGCCCAAGUGACAUCAAAAGGGGCAUUCCCAACUACGACUUCAAAAUCGGCAGGAUCACCUUCAUCAGGAACUCAAGGCCUCUGCCAAAGAAGGUCGUAGAAGAUGAUGACGCUUUGAACAGAUUCAUUGCCUUCUCUGGACAAGGACAGUCACUGCGCAAGAAAGGCAGAAAGCCUUGAAGAGAUUCACAAAGAGAGACUGACUGAUGUGCACUAAACCCACCAUAUCCAACAUCACCUUCAUCAGCAAUGUUAAAAAAAGACCUGGCUUUGAGAAACAGUGGGAUUUUUUUGUCUUUAUCUCAUUGAGUAGAAAGCUCUGCUGUUUACCCUGGACUACGCAAAUUGAUGACCAUGGUGUCCAGUUCCACAAAAACUGAGCUGCCAUUUGAAAUUUGGUACCCACAAGCCCAAAAUGUGUGAUCUGAGCCCCGAAUAAACACAAGAAAGACUUGUGAAAAAUUAUUACAAUGUAAUUGGCUUUGAACAAUUUCAGAUUUUGACCCUCCAUCCCUUCUUUCCUUUCUCUAAAGUGUUUUUUUUUUUUUUUUCAACUUACCUUAGCUAUACUCUGAUAAGAGAUCCGUUUACUGUUAAAUUGGGAACAGUAACAGCUCGUUACCAUUGUUUUUAAUUAUAAAGGAUUUAAUUUUAUGUUUGAGUAUUUUUUUGGGCUUCAGGAAUGAUUUUCAAGGAUGAUUUGUUCUGGCUUAUUUAUAGACAAAUAAAGGACUAUGUAUUUCAGUUCA